GGAGCACACACGAUCUUAUGGGAUGUCCGAUAUGUGUGGAGAAAUCAGAUGCCAAUUGGCUCAAAUUUAGCGGGAAACCAAGUUGCUUUGAUUGUCACCGCAAGUUCCUGCCUAUUAACCAUCGAUAUCGAAAGGACAAGAAGUCUUUUAUUGCCGGAAGAGUGGUACAAGACCCCCCUCCUCCGAGACUUACAGGUGAACAAGUUUUUAACCGGGUUCGACGUUUUCCUACGGCUGUGCAGCAAGCCUACGGGGAGCCAAAUGGGUAUUGUGAUACCCAUAAGUGGACAAAGAGGAGCAUAUUUUGGGAGUUGCCAUAUUGGAAAGACCUUCUCAUUCGUAAAAAUUUAGAUGUCAUGCACGUUGAGAAGAACGUAUUUGACAAUAUAUUUAACACGGUUAUGGUUUUUACCCACAAAACCAAAGACGGUCUUGCAUCUAGAAAAGACAUGACAAUUUGGUGCGACAGACCCGAACUCGCCGUCGAUCUAGAAUAUGUGGGUAAAAAAAAUCCAAGAGCAGUCUACCAACUCACAGCCCCACAAAGGGAAUCAAUAUUAGAGUGGCUUGUUUCUCUAAACUUUCCAGAUGGCUAUUGCUCUAACCUGUCAUGAUGCGUGGACCUGAACAAACAAACAAUGACGUCGAGCAUGAAAACUCAUGAUGCUCAUGUAAUCAUGCAACGACUUCUGCCGAUUGCACUGAAAGAGAUGCUUCCUGCAGACGUCUGGGCUGUAUUACAGAAAUCAAUCAAUUGUUUCAGUCGAUAUGUUCCACCGUUUUGGAUGCUGAAUCCCUCAGGAGACUAGAAGACAAUGUUCCUAUUCUGAUGUGUAAUCUGGAAAAUAUACUGCCCCCAUCAUUUUUUGAUAUAAUGGAACAUCUUCUAAUACAUCUUCCGUAUGAGGCUUUGAAUGGAGGGCCCGUAUUCUAUCGUUGGAUGUACAGAUUUGAAAGAUUUCUGGGAGAUUUGAAAAAGAAAGCGACCAACAAGGCACACAUUGAGGCUUCAAUUUGUCAAGCAUAUAUUCAACAAGAAACCUCAACGUUUUCAUCUUUUUAUUUUGAGCGUGAAGUCAUCAGUAAAAGAAAGAGACCUGCUCGGAACGAUGACAUUGGCGAUGAUUCAUAUGACAAAGUAGUUUCUAUUUUCAACUACCCAGGUAGAGGUAAAGGAGCUGCGACUUACCGUUACAUCGUGGGCGGAGAAAUGAAAAUUGCACAUACUUACAUCCUCAUGAAUUGUCCAGAAAUCUUACCAUUUUAUAAUGAAUUUAGAGCGUCUUUAUCAGCAUUUCCCGAUGAUGCAAUUGAUGCAAUGGUGGACUCUGACUUUGCAUUAUGGUACCAACAGCAGAUCAGGUACCGUGGGAUUAACGACCCUCUGUUAGUAUCAUUAUCGUGGGGGCCUUCUUCCUAUGCAAAGGUUUGGCAUUCAUAUGUGAUAAACGGUUAUACGUAUCACACAGUCGAAUAUGGAGAAGGUCGACCAACAAUGAACAUCGGGUUAUGUGUCCCGACCAUCGGUUCUGAUAACUCGGAAACCAAUUUUUUUGGUUUCUUACAUGAGAUUCUCGAACUUCAAAUGCCUUCUGGUUUGCAAGAAUUGACAUGCGUGUUGUUUCGCUGCACAUGGGUCGACCCUACACGUGGUGUGAGAAAAAAUUCAAAGUAUAAUAUAAUUGACGUCAACCACUCUCAUGUGUAUAAAAAAAAUGAGUCUUUUAUACUCGCUCAACAAGCAGCCCAUGUUUAUUAUGCAAAGUUUCCUUCAACGAGGCGCACAUGGAAUCCUUGGGUGUGUGCCAUUAAUAUCCGUCCGAGCAAAAUUGUAACACAGGCUCAACAUAAGGAUAUUGACUUUGAUGCUUUUCAGCAAGCUUUUUUCCAACCUCCGCCUAUUGCUGACACGGUUAACCAUAACAUUCAGUUAAGUGACCCAAAUGACAGAGAUGUUGAAGUCAUGCCUGAAACACACCUUCCGCCCCCUAUACCUCAAAAUGAGCGCGAAAUUGAAGAAUAAUAUAUACAGCAACUGCACGAUGACCAGGAGGAAGAAGAAGAAUGAAUAUAUGAUGAUGAAGAUACAGAAGAAGAAGUUGGCUAUCAAGAAAAUACUGAUUCUGAUAGCGAUUAAAUGUAUAGUUAACAACCAAUGUAAUUACUUUUAAUUGAACUAUUUUAAUUUGAAUUUUUAACUUUCUU
Messenger RNA from Cuscuta europaea, 2205 nucleotides. The record is from the annotation of a GenBank genome assembly. Lineage: Eukaryota; Viridiplantae; Streptophyta; Magnoliopsida; Solanales; Convolvulaceae.